AUGUUUAAAGAUUUCACGUUCCAUUCCCCCACCCACCUCCGUUCUUACGAUUUGUUUCUUUGCGUAUCUAUAUUUCUACCUAUCUCUGUCCAUAUCUAUCUAUCUAUCUAUCUAUCUAUCUAUCUACCGUGGAUAUAUAUCUAUAAUCUGACUGGUUCUAUCUAUCUAUCUAUCUAUCUAUCUAUCUAUCUAUCUAUCUAUCUAUCUAUCUAUCUAAUUCUGUUCAUUAUCACUCUAAAUUUAUUACCUCUCUUUCUCCUCUCUCUUUCUCCUCUCUCUUUCUCCCUCUCUCGCAUUCUAUGUUUCUUAUUCUUUCUCUCUCUCUUUCUUGAUAAUGCACACAGCCCUCUUUUUGGAAGAAAGCUAAACGAUAAAGCAUUAUGGAACCCCUCCUCAACCAACAAAAAAAAAAAGAAAAAAAGAAAAAGGUCGAGCCGCCUCUUUCGUACAGAGUAA
This is a messenger RNA of Acanthosepion pharaonis, 456 nucleotides long. The record is from the annotation of a GenBank genome assembly. Lineage: Eukaryota; Metazoa; Mollusca; Cephalopoda; Sepiida; Sepiidae.